AUGGCUCAAACUACGGGAAAGCUGAGCCAUGAUCAGUAUACGGUGGGCUGGAUCUGCGCACUUCCACUGGAGUUGACCGCCGCAAGCGUCAUGCUCGAUAAGGAACACGGGUCCACCCGAAGCCUGGACAGCUCCGACCAGAUCAUCUACCUCUUGGGUGAGAUUCGAGGUCACAAAGUGGUUAUUGCAUGUCUACCCAACCCGUCCGGCACAGCCAUGGCCGCUACGGUGGCAACUCAGAUGCUCAGAAGCUUUCCGUCGAUCAAGUUCGGCUUGAUGGUCGGGAUUGGUGGCGGAAUUCCAAGCGCAAAAGCCGAUAUACGACUGGGCGACGUGGUCGUUAGCAGGCCUGAUGACAUCUUUGGAGGAGUGGUACAGUACGACCUCGGAAAGAAACUCCAUGGGGAAAGAUUCCAACGUACUGGCAGUCUGAACAAACCUCCUACUGUGUUACUUAGCGCCUUAAAUAUGAUCCAAUCCAAGCAUGAGAGACGAAGACCCAAGCUUGGGACAUUUUGUUCAGAAACUCUUCAGCGAAUACCGGAUAUGCGAGAAGACUAUGACCGACCCAAACAAGAAGAUAACCUAUAUCUUUCCGACUAUGAGCAUAACGAUCGCAAUCACGGAUAUGACAAUUGUGAGAAGUGUGACGUGAGCAAGUUGCGACCUCGACCGCAACGCCGAUCGUUGCCGACGGAACCUAGAAUCCACUAUGGUACGAUAGCCUCCGGAAACAUGAUAAUUAAGGAUGGAGUCACCAGAGACAAGUUGUGCAAGGAGCUCAAUGGCGUUUUGUCUGUCGAAAUAGAAGCUGCUGGACUGAUGGACCACUUUCCAUGUCUGGUCAUCCGAGGCAUCUCCGGCUAUGCCGACUCGCACAAGAACGACUGUUGGCAAAAGUACGCAGCUAUGACGGCGGCUGCAUAUGCUAAAGAGCUUUUGAACUUCAUCAGCAACAGCGACGUGGAAAAAGCCGUGGCUGCAAAGCAUAUAGUCCCUAUAACCGAACAAUCUCCGGCAGCAAUGGGACGGCCGUCCAUGAGGACGGUGACAGGCUCUGAUCCAGUCCUUUCAGAGUUACAACCGCCACUUUUUCAACAAGGAGCAUUCCCGUCCAACCAGUAUCCGUCGGGGGCAGGAUGGCAAUCCACCCACCAGAUGGUAGACCGGUACGAUCAGUUUCUACCGCAGCCGAGACAGCCACCUAGAGCGCAUCCAACAUUCCCUCCAAACCAGUAUCCGUUGGCAUUGGGAGGGCUGCCCGCGUUGUCGAGUCCAGCAGUGAACCAGCUAACACACGGAGUCGCACCUUCCACUCACUCGCAGCCGCGCCCAACCCGGAAGGCGAUCAGACAUAGUGACUCGGAUUCAAUGAGACCUGGAGGUAAUGCUCAGGGAUCGGGCGGCACCCGUAGGAAAGCCGUGAGCUCUCCGCCUCGAGAGAACGUCGGAUACAGCCAAGCAUCCAAAAUGGUAUAUCCUCAACCAACGAGACCAAACCACUCCCACUCUUCGCGGCCCCCACUUGACCAUUACCCCAACCCACCCAUCCUUCUUCGUCCCCUAUCGGGCCAGCGCCACGACUCGAAGCAUUCAAGUUCUCAGCAAAUACCGGAUUCAAGAACAACUUACAUCUAUGGACCUCCCUCGGUUGUGACUCUCAACGGAGCUCCGAAGCCCUCUAAAGAGCCUAGUGAAACCGGAAGUCGCCACUCAUUUUCGAAUAAUAGCGAAACAACAAGCGAUGUAAGUAACAGCAAUGCCAGUUCACCUAUUGAGGGAAGUGUUGGUGGAGAAGAGAACAGCAAUGUUGUUGGCAACUAUGAUCAUCAAUCUCACGGCUCAACAAGUGACAUUGAUGACGGGGAAGAGAACGGCAAUGGUAUUGGCAGCUUUGGUCAACAGUCUUAUAACUCACCAAUCGAGGCUGAUAAGGUGGAAGAGGAGGCCAACGGUGGCUAUCACGGAGAUGAUGGCGAGAGCGAAGACGAAUGUUGUGGCUGUUGCGGAUUCUGCGGAUUCUGCGGAGGUAAUGAGAAUAAUGAUGGGGAUGAUGAUGAGGACGAAGAGAAUGGUUGUUGUGUUAUAAUGUGA
Endocarpon pusillum Z07020 is the source of this 2094-nucleotide messenger RNA. RefSeq lists its product as uncharacterized. Gene Ontology annotation, biological process: nucleoside metabolic process. The record is from RefSeq and is a predicted model, not a curated record. The coding region runs from base 1 to 2094 and encodes 697 amino acids. The transcript has a single exon. Gene Ontology annotation, molecular function: catalytic activity. NCBI's taxonomy places the organism in Eukaryota, Fungi, Ascomycota, Eurotiomycetes, Verrucariales, Verrucariaceae.